Messenger RNA from Volvox carteri f. nagariensis, 840 nucleotides. RefSeq lists its product as uncharacterized. The transcript has 4 exons. The record is from RefSeq and is a predicted model, not a curated record. The coding region runs from base 1 to 840 and encodes 279 amino acids. Lineage: Eukaryota; Viridiplantae; Chlorophyta; Chlorophyceae; Chlamydomonadales; Volvocaceae.
AUGAGGUACAAGGGUCUCGGAGCUGAGAGUGACGCCUCCUAUGACGCAAUUUUAUGCAGCAUUUGUUCAUCGUUGCUAUGUUAUGCGCUAUUCCUGGACGCGCAACUUGGCGAGCACAUUCUGUCAAGAACAAAUUGCACUGAAACCCUCCUACUGCAAAAAAUGCAAGUUAGCACCUUUCAGGGGGGUCGAGCAUCGCGUUUUGCGACAUUAUAUCGCAGCACUCCACACAGACACGUUUGUGUGCAGCGACGGAUGGUGCGAGCCGAGCCUGAAGGCAAGCCAGAUAGCAGCUUCGAAUCGCUGUUUUCUAAAGAGCUGCAGCGAAGAGGGUUGUCGUCUGUAGACGAUGAGGGCAGCUCACGCCCCGCUGAAAACGCUGGUUCAUCGUCGUCGGGUUCCACAGGGCCCUUCGCCGGUAGUGGUGGCAGCGGGCCAACUCCGGGCGCCAACCCCUUUGCUUCCAGCAGCGGCCCCAGCAGCAGCACUCGGACACGGCCCCGCUCGGCGCCUCCACCUAAGGCUGCCGACGCAGAGGGGGACCAGCGGCAAAAAUCCAUGGACCUGGUCAAUGAGGGCUUGGAGGGCCUUAUCCCACGAGCUAAGGUCCUACUACAACUGGGGGGUUCUGUGUUCCUAGGCUUCUUGCCAUUCAUGAUAGUGUUCUCCCUACUCUUUACGGGAGUGUACAGCGUCUUUGGGACGAACUUCGUACACGGCGGGCGGGAAAUGAUGAGCCCACCCACGUACAUCGACCCAGAGCGGCUGUUGAGUGAACCCACUGUUGAUCCGUACGUGCCGUACAACAACAACCCAUAUAGCAGCCCUGACCUAAGGUAA